CAGCAUGCGGAGCGGCGAGGAGCUGGACGGCUUCGAGGGCGAGGCCUCGAGCACCUCCAUGAUCUCGGGCGCCAGCAGCCCGUACCAGCCCACCACCGAGCCGGUGAGCCAGCGGCGUGGGCUGGCCGGCCUGCGCUGCGACCCCGACUACCUGCGCGGCGCGCUCGGCCGCAUCAAGGUCGCCCAAGUGAUUUUGGCCUUGAUUGCGUUCAUCUGCAUAGAGACCAUCAUGGAGUGCUCCCCAUGUGAAGGCCUCUACUUCUUUGAGUUCGUAAGCUGUAGCGCCUUUGUGGUGACUGGAGUCUUGCUGAUUAUGUUCAGUCUCAACCUUCAUAUGAGGAUCCCCCAGAUCAACUGGAACCUGACAGAUUUGGUCAACACUGGACUCAGCACUUUCUUUUUCUUUAUUGCUUCAAUUGUACUGGCUGCUUUAAACCACAAGACCGGAGCAGAAAUUGCUGCUGUGAUAUUUGGCUUCUUGGCAACUGCAGCGUAUGCGGUGAACACAUUCCUGGCAGUGCAGAAAUGGAGAGUCAGCGUCCGCCAGCAGAGCACCAAUGACUAUAUCCGCGCCCGCACGGAGUCCAGGGACGUGGACAGUCGCCCCGAGAUCCAGCGCCUUGACACGUGAGGACCUCCCGAGUCCUCCUCCAGCCCCUCUGCACACCCAUCCUGUCAAUCAAGCUUUCUUUCCCUUGUCAUGUCAGAUUUUCAUGUGAUUCAGUUGAAUUUUGUCCUCUCUGGUAAAAAUUAACUUGGGAAAGCGUUUCCAGGGUGAAGCGCUCUCCUUGGGCAGGUGAGGCGUACAUUCUCCAGUAUUUCGUGGCUGCAGGAGCAGCUGGCCUCACCGACUGCCCAGGUCCACCUUAGGUCUUAACUGUCCCAGAGCGUAGGCCUCCCACCUGACUCUGAACUAUCCUGUCAUAUUAUUUGUGACGCAUCAAAACUUUGGACUAAAUGGGCUGCUAAGAGGGGAAUGUAUCAAGUAAUGAACCUGCAGGGUUGGACCAGUCAGGCAGCAGCAACUCUGGGGCAGCCCCUAGCACAGGCCCCAGGUCAGUGCCGGGUCUGGCUGCCAGGAUGCACCCUCCUCUCCGUCUUCCAUGCCUGGGCAGUCAGGCAGCCAGCACAGGCCUGAAGGGCACAGGUGACUCUGAGGGUCCUGGUGAUGGUUGUCUAGGUGGAGCUCUUUGCUGGGCCUGGACUUUGUGGGGGUGGAAGAAGCUGGUGUCCUGUUGGGACAGCUCCACAGUACAGCUGACUCAUGGGAGGGCCACCUUUUCUUUCCUACCCUGCUGAGAAAUCACUGAUUCUUCCUCAAAUGAAUCACCUUCCUGAAUCCCAGAUUCUUCUCCAGGAAUAUGGGGACCAUCUUGUUUUCCAGUUUUCUGCCUUCCCUGAAUACUUUGAGGCUGAAUUGCAGGUUUUCUGUAAUUUUACCUUUUCAGGUAAAAGCCAUGAAAGAAACACAAUCCAUUCCACCAACCAAAGCACUUGCCUGUUUGCUGGCUUCACGGGCCAUGGGGCAGGGGGAAUGUGCGUGCCUGUCAUAAAUCAGCAUACACACACAGAGAGCGCUAUUUUAGGGACAUGUGCUAAUUUUCUAAAUGCCUAAGAGUCCUAAAGUGAUUCUGAGUAGAUUUGUCUAGGAUUUGAAAAUACUUGAAUUUGCACCAGGAUACAUCCUUCCGCUGAUGUUUCAGAAGGCACUAGUUGUGGCUUUGGGUGCCUCAGCAUUGUAACAAUGAACAGCAAUCUUGGAGUUGUUGGGUAAAACCCUAGGUACUUAAGAUUUUUGGUUGAUUCUUGAUAAAGUGAAGAUUAUUGUUUGUGUGGAAUGAGUUAAACCAGCCCCUAU
Galeopterus variegatus (Sunda flying lemur) is the source of this 1858-nucleotide messenger RNA. It is a transcript of the gene CMTM4, whose product is annotated as CKLF-like MARVEL transmembrane domain containing 4. The transcript has 4 exons. Lineage: Eukaryota; Metazoa; Chordata; Mammalia; Dermoptera; Cynocephalidae. Bases 5 to 631 code for a protein of 208 amino acids. The record is from RefSeq and is a predicted model, not a curated record. Gene Ontology annotation, cellular component: membrane.